This is a messenger RNA of Pseudo-nitzschia multistriata, 3948 nucleotides long. NCBI's taxonomy places the organism in Eukaryota, Bacillariophyta, Bacillariophyceae, Bacillariales, Bacillariaceae. The record is from the annotation of a GenBank genome assembly.
GGGCUCUUGCGUUGYCCAGAAAUAAUCAAGUGGUGCGAUGCUUUCUUCAUGGACAGUUCUGAAUCUAUACGUUUAGGUGAUUGAGAUCUUUCGCUUUUUCUCGGUUGGCUUAUGCUUUGGUGCCGAAAUAAGCAGCACACCGUUGUUCAAUGUUGCUUUCAUUUGAUCCAUAUCCACUUCGGUCUCUACAAAUGCUACUUUUGUCUUGUAUUUGCGUACAGGCUGGUCUGCACUCCCUGUGCUUCGUGUGGCAGUAACGACUAGAAAGUCACCAUCUAAAGUUACAUCAACUGCAGUACGAUCGACCCCUGGUAGAUCCACUGCUACUUGAAACACUUCUUCGUUGCUUCUAUUUUCGGAGAAGGGAACCUCUUCUGAUUGAAUUUCCGACAGAACUUCCUCCUCGUCGUUUGCUUCGAGAGAGGGUUCCGGUCCACCUAUCAUGUCCUUCGGAUCUUGGAUCUUUGAUUCCGGAGCGACAGAAAAGUUGUCCUGGUUCAUAUCUGAGUCGCCACCACCGCCAUCGUUUGCGGCUUUGGUUUUCCCACUUUCGUAGUGGCGAACAACCCAAUCGCGUGAUUUCUGAAUCAUUUCGUCGGUUCUUUCCCGCUCUGUUGGUGUUGCUGCAAAGUCUUUGUUGAGUUCGGAUGCUAGGUCGAAUGCCUUUUCCAACCAUUUCUUGGCAGUUUCCUCAUUGAUUUUCUCGAAGGGAAAUUUUGUGGAACCCAUUGUCUCCCAGUUGAAUUGUACGUCCACACCAUCCCCAUAAGUACCAUUUAGUUCUUCCUGAAGGUCACGAAAUGCUCUAUCCACAAUACUAUCAUUUAUUCGAAAGCGACCCUUUCGAGGAACCUUUCGAGGAGAGGAUGCAAAGUUUUGGCCGUUGCCACUUGAACAAUCGCUGCGACGUGAUCCCGGUGUGCAAGGGYURCGGUGAAGCGGUUGAGAGCUGUAAACGUAUCCGUUUACUCUGGAGGCACCAAGUCCUACGAGAAAAACAACGGAUGCAGGGACAGAAAUURCGAGUUUCAUCGAGAGAUGAGAAUUGAAUUUACGCUUUUUUAAGAUCGGGUUGUAGGAAUUCUUGUUUCAAGAUUGUGAGAGGUGUAGGAAUUAUGUUCUAUUCCUGCUGUUUUUUCGGGUUUUAUGCUUUCCAUCCAAAUUUCGCAUCUAGAAUCCUUUGUCCACGAUUGAAACGACACGUCGCAAAACAUCAAGUCCAAGACGUUCCACGAUGAUCUGAGAUGAUGAUUCCAUGGUUCAUUCAACGUUACUGUAUUCUGUUUGUGAUAGAAAAAAACAGUCAGUAGAAUGGUUCGUACUAGUACAAGUAUUGGUUUCCUCUGUGCACGAUUGAAAAUGCCAUCCAACAAAAAACUGAAGAAGGACAGAAUCUAAAAUCACGGAUCGUACGCUUGACGUGAUAGUGACCUACCGUACGYACCGUACCCAUAGGACGUAAGAUGAUCUGUACGUCAUCGCCACUCGUACUACUACGAUUAGUAGUACUCAGUUGUAAUGUUGUCAAUACUUCGUACUUAGUACGUACAGAACUGUACGUACCCCAAGUACCUGUACUAUUCUUUUACUUUUUUGAUCGAUGUUUCAUAUUCAUACCGUACCCAAACAUGAAUCAUAGAUAGAUACUGUAUCUAGUACCGGUACAGUAGUGUAACCUGCGAAAUGUUUAGUGGCUCUUUGUUGUGUUAUUUGGUCUACGUUAGAGAGGUCUAUUUAGUGCUUUUCAUUCACUCACUAGCUACUCGUGACUGUGGUUUAGCCUCACAAAUAGUUUUCAUAUUUUCAUACCGUACACUUAAUUGUUUUCCGUACUCGUACUGGUAGGUCGUAACGCCAAAAUACUUCUUUGCUCCGUGUCAUAAAUGGGCAUAAGGACUUUUUUUCUUUCGGCGAACUGUACAAGCGCCGCCGGUGACGUUCMAAAUGUUUUCCUUACUGUAUAUUUUUAUGAUCAAGAAUUGUAAUAACGGCAGUUUUUACACAUUCGGUUGCACGAAAUUCUGAAGAAAGGUCUUUUGGCGAUCUUUUUUCGAAUCCGAAGUUGUACUCAGUGAAUGGAAAAGUGAAAGAUAUUUUUUACCCGCGAACUCUCAUGRUCAUAAAAUCUAUCUAACCCGAACAAACUCAAACGAAAGCCACAACAAAUCUACGAUGAAAUUUGGAAGUUUUCUACUAUUGACAUGCCUUGCAGCUUCGGGCAACGCUCAGCUUCGAGAUGGUAGCACAGCAAAACGCCGUCGUGUCGAAGCAUCUAGCGAGAGCAACGUCAUAGACCUCGUCGAUGAGAUCCCUGCAUCCGAAAUCAACAAGAUCAAGCAACGAUACCUCAGGCGACAAGAAGGUCCUCUCCCGGUUUCGAAAUUUACCAGAGUAUAUCCCAGAAUUUCCAAGGUUUUUUCCAGGAUGGAAGAAUCUGAUGAUGCUGAUGAUAUGAGCAUGUCCAUGAGCAUGUCCAUAAGCAUGAGCAUGUCCAUGAGCAUGAGCAUGUCCAUGAGCAUGUAAACCGUGCCACAUUUUGGCCAGAAUGAUAUCUUUUGGAUCCUAUUCGAAAAGCAUUUYUUUGACAAAAGCGAUUCGCUACRGAGGGGUUCAAUUUAUGCCCCCUAGGGUGCGUCGUAUGUUUCUUGACUACCAGUUGUUCGAGGUUCUCAGGUGACGAAUGUAUAUUAAGAACAGAUUUAAAUGCGUAAAAUCUUUCGAUCAAAAUCACUAGCUCAAUAUCAAAGAUGAGAUCGAACACUUUGCUAAUGUCUCCUCGCAUAAGCAUAAGCAUAAGCAUAAGCAUAAGCAUACGCAUACGCAUACGCAUACGCAUACGCAUACGCAUACGCAUACGCAUACGCAUACAUAUAGCGCAGGUAGGUGUAAUUUUGUGAACUCAAAUACCAGCAGCAAUAAAUAUACUAGUGAAGUACGAAGUAUAUAAUUACCAAAAAAUAAGAUGACUUCCAUUCUAUUUCGUGGCAAAUACCAUUGGUUUGCUGCGACUACUUUAAGAGCCUGAUGAGAACUGGAAUUUAAAGAUUKUGUAAACUUUUGCAAAUGUGCAAAUAGUACUAUUAAACAAAAAAGUCUUGAUUUGUCUUUCACCUGUUUCCAAACUGUUCGACAUUUUGAAGGAAAUCAUGCCAGUCGAAAUGGAACGAAAAGUGUAAUGCAUUCCAUGUUUCACAUCAAUAAUUGUUGUUUCGGUCGACCUAGCUAACGCUAGUGCUGUUCCCAUACAAUAUGCGACAGRCAGCAUGCGCCAUUCUUACGCGUUACCCUGGAUUUCGCGGUAACGUCCACCACCAUUCCGAACGUAUCGUCCCCAUACGACCGACCGAACUUCUUUUUUUCGUCUCCCGAUAAAGCUUUACCUUUCGUUGUGCGAAGAUCACCCAAUGUUGUUAUUUUUGCAGUCUCGGGAACUCCAACAUUGACACACGUUGGUCGCUUGAGGUAUUCCGCGGCGUCCUUGACAAUGUGGAUACUUUCACUGGUCACUGGAACGCCGCCGACGAUGAUUUCCAAGUCUCGAUCCAGUUUGCAAGCUUUGUCAUCACGCUUAUCGUUUGCUUCGCAAAUAAUAAAGUCGUCGAACCAAUGUUUGGCAUUUGUAUCCAGAACAUGGUUGUCACCGUGUCCGUGAUGAGCAUGAUCAUGCAAUGCUCCCUCAAAAGGGAGCCACAGCCGCAAUUUCCCACUUUCCGGGAUCCCAUACAUAGCUAUUUUCAUGUCUACAUAUCCUAGCCCCCCGCAUUUUUCCACCUUUCGUUUCGUAUCACGUUCUACCUUGCUCACGUCAAGAACCCAGCCCUCUUUGUAGUGUUCGUCAGUUCUGUCAAUCAUAAUGUCUAGAUCUCCCUCAGCCAAUCCAGAUACCACCACGGAUUUUAAUGUUUUGUCGUGAUCAGUUGCGGGCAAAAAUGAAGUUCGACAAGACAA